Molecule: messenger RNA, 3061 nt
Organism: Dryobates pubescens (Downy woodpecker)
Lineage: Eukaryota; Metazoa; Chordata; Aves; Piciformes; Picidae
Gene: GOLM2
Product: golgi membrane protein 2
Exons: 10
Coding region: 397-1716 (439 amino acids)
Source: RefSeq, a predicted model, not a curated record
GCCCGCUGCCGGCCGGCGAGGGGGGCGGGGUGGCGCGCCGCGGUGGCGGCGCCAGCGCAGCGUUGGGGCCUGUCCCUGUCCCUCCCCGCGGGGCGGGAGCGGCCACGGCGGCGCGACCGCGGCCCUGCCCCCGCCUAGGCUUCCACUCCCCGCUCCCCUCGGCCGCCCCAGGCAGCCCGCUCUCCUCUCGGUUGCUCUUUUCUCCCUUGCGGUCACGUCGCCUUCAGGGCCCUCCGUAGCCAGGGAUGCUCCCGGCCCCCUGGGGCAUCGUCGCCACCCGCCGCCCGGCUCCUUGAGCAGUCUCUCUGCGCCCCCAGCCUCCCGUCCCUGCUUUACCUCUCUCAGGUGCGGGCGGAGGCGGUGAGCGGGUGAAGCCCCCGCCCGGCGGCCUCCCCCAUGGUGGGCUUCGGGGCCAACCGGAGGGGCGGCCGUCUGCCUUCCCUUGUCUUCGUGGCGCUGCUGGUGGUGAUCGCCAUCCUCGCCUUCAACUGCUGGAACGCCUCGUCCCGCCAGGCCCUGCUGCAGGAGGAGGUGGCAGAGCUGCAGAGCCAGGCCAAGCGCACCGAGGUGGCCCGCGGGCGACUGGAGAAGAGGAACUCCGACCUGAUGGGCAAGGUCGACUCUCACAAGAAACAACUGGAGCAGAAGGAGGCCGACUACAGCCACCUCAGCAGCCAGCUGCAGGCCAGGGACGGCCAGGUGAAGAAGUGCGAGGACAGCAAGGUGAAGCUGCAGAACAACAUCUCCUAUCAGAUGGCAGACAUCCAUCGUCUGAAGGAGCAACUGGCGGAGCUGCGGCAGGAGUUCAUCCGCCAGGAAGAUCAGCUUCAUGAGUACAAGAAGAACAACACUUACCUCACCAAGAGGUUGGAGUAUGACAGUCUGCAGUGUGGGCAGCAGAUCAAGGAGAUGAGACUGCAACAUGAAGAAAACAUCAAGAAAUUAAUGGACCAAGUUGUGCGGGAACAAAAGCAGGCCACACAAAAAAUUCAGUCCAGUAAAGACACUGAAGUCAGUCCCAAUAAUGAUGACCAGGCAAUAUCUAAGACUGUUCAAGAGGCAGAAGAUGAAAACACAGUGAAGAACGAGCAGCCGUCAGACCACGCUGUAAAUGGCAAAGAGAAAAUCAAACCAGGAGGAGAUGCUGGCAUGCCUGAGAUAGAAGAUAAUGAUCCUGCUAAAGCUGAAGAUACUCCCACUGCUCUAAAGAAGCCACGUAUUUCAGCUCCCAAGAGUGAGGCUCAUCAGCCUGUUAUAAACCUGCCAACUGAACAGCCCCAUGCUCCAAACCUGCCACCAGGUCUGCAUAGUGACACUGAUGGCAACGCUGACGUGGCCAAGCAGAUCCCUCCAAAUUCUCUCCAGCACCUGAAUUUUGAAGAAAACAUGGAAAACCCAAAGGAGCACAGAAUUGAGACAGAGCACAUAAAAAUCCCAAAGAGCAGAGUGAGUGACCUGCAGAAGAUGAAGCAAAGCCGGUUCUUUGAUGAGAAUGAGUCCCCUGUGGACCCGCAGCAGGGCUCUAAACUGGCAGAUUAUAAUGGGGAUGAUGGGAACGUGGGUGAGUACGAGGCAGACAAACAGGCUGAGCUGGCUUACAAUGAGGAAGAGGAUGGUGAUGGUGGAGAAGAAGACGUCCAAGAUGAUGAGGAAAGAGACCUGCAGAAUGACCUGGCAGAUUACAGCAAGUCACGCUUCAGUGACGGUGUCCUGUGAGGUGGCAAUGGGCUGAGAGGAGAGCUCAGCUGAGGAACCUGAGGUGCUGCAGAGCUGAACCAUUUCUACUUCAGCAUUUCUUACUCUGAAGGGAGCUGCUGAUGAAAAGUGAUGAGGAAACUCCAAAAUCAGUGAAGUAAGGAAGGGGAGGAGACUUUCUGUACAGAUGUACAUAGUUGUACUCUUGCAAAUGGUAUGAAACCUACAGGUCUGUGGUGACGUCCAGCCAGUCACUCAGACUGCACCUUCUGUAACGAUCUCUCCAGUUAAACCCAGCACUAGUACAAGGCCUGAAUCGUUUCUGCCACCCAGAAGACUUUGCAGAACUUAAACAGUUUGUACCUGAUGUCACAAACACCCUGUGGACAGCCAAAGGACUCCUUUUCUACACCACCCCUGUCACAACCCCACCAGGGCUGUGUCUCUCUGGCUGCAGGUGAGCUGAGGAUGAAAACUGAGUGCUCCUUCCUUCAUUUCCCUGGACAAAGGUCUUGAGAGGCAAGUACCAUUCUGAUUGUCAUAUACAGUGACCAGAUCUUGUGGCUAGAGCUGGAAAUCAGCGAUAAUGCAAUGAACAUUUGGUACAUCCUGAGAAGUUGUGACACUGACAUUGAAAAGGUGACCACAAGAAUGGAGCCCAGCUCGUAGGAGGUCUUUGUGUAGGUGUCAGAGGUGUUAAUGAGGGACAGACAAAUCUACAACAGCUUUGUGGGACCUGACUGGGAGAAACAGCCCCUCUUACCCUUGGUGGACAUGCUGUAUGUGCUGUCACUGUCUCAAGAGCAUUGUCCCUCCUGUGUCACAGCCACUCCAGAUGGUUUACAAGGCUGUGCUUUGGUACAGGUCUCAACAUCCUCCGUGUUUCAUGGUUUGAGUUUGUCCAUCAGGUUUUGUCAGUCAGACCCUUUGGUACCUGUUGGAGUUCCUCCAUCAGAAGGUCUGCCAGUCAGAACCUUUUGCAUCCUGUGUUUAAGCACUUUCUGAUUUUUAUGGAGCUGAUUCUGUUCUUCUGCAGUGGUGGAAAUGGCUUUGGACCCAGCCUGCCUCUCCAAAAGGGCUACUGUGACAUGACAUGCUAGGGCCUGUGACGUGGGUGAUUGUACUUCUCUCUGUACUCAGGUUUGAGACAACAGUUUGGGUUUGCUCAAUUCCAGUUCACUGAACCUUCUAAAUCCAUUUCAGUGGUCAGAUCACUUUAAUUUUUCUUUCUUGGCUACAGGGAUCUUCUACCAAUCAAUCUGCAGUGGAAGUCAGAUUCUGGUGAUGCAUCUCAAGGGGAUCAUUUUUUUGGUUUUUAAUUUGUUUCAUUCUGUACUCCAGGAGGCAGAUGGGGGGGGGGGGGGGG